This is a messenger RNA of Salmo salar (Atlantic salmon), 5434 nucleotides long. The record is from RefSeq and is a predicted model, not a curated record. NCBI's taxonomy places the organism in Eukaryota, Metazoa, Chordata, Actinopteri, Salmoniformes, Salmonidae.
UGUCUAGCUACAUGAAGACAGAGAUAUAGAGGGAACAGGGACAGGCGGACGUAGGGAGUUAAACUUUAAAAGGUCUAGAGAGAAAGACAAAAGGAGAGAGAGCGGGAGAGAGAGAGGGUGAUACAGGGUGACUGAAUGAGCAUAUUCAUUGUCACACGAUAACAUAGCAGUCUUCACUGACAACAGUAGAGCGCGCAAACCACUAGCCUAAACAUGUCGGACCUGACCUACGGAGAGCAGACUAACAGGAAUAAUCUGACGGAUCACAACAUGAGCGGAGAUGAACUUGUUUUCUUUGUAAAUGGAAAAAAGAUAACAGAGAAGCAUGCUGAUCCAGAGAUGACACUGCUGACAUACCUCAGGAGAAAGUUGGGUUUGACAGGUACUAAGCUAGGCUGUGCAGAGGGAGGAUGUGGAGCCUGUACUGUGAUGCUCUCCAAAUAUCAGCCCCACCUCAGAAGAGUGCUUCACCACUCGGUGAAUGGGUGUCUGGCCCCUCUGUGUUCUCUCCAUCACUGUGCUGUCACGACGGUGGAAGGGAUCGGCAGCGUGGCAGGGAAACUACACCCUGUGCAGGAGCGUAUCGCUAAGUCUCAUGGUUCUCAGUGUGGAUUCUGUACCCCAGGUAUCGUCAUGUCUAUGUAUUCUCUGCUCAGGAACAACCCUACACCACGCAUGGCCGACAUAGAGGAGGCCUUCCAAGGGAACCUGUGUCGCUGUACUGGUUACAGACCAAUUCUGGAGGGGUACAAGACAUUCACCAAAGAGAGGACGUGUUGUGGUGGCAAGGGGAAGGAAAACGGCUGCUGCAUGACCGACAGUUCCAAGACUAAAGGGUACACUGACGAUCAUGUCACCAGGACCUCAGUGUUUCCUGCUCCUCUCUACAACCCAGCUGACUUCCUCCCUCUGGACCCCACUCAGGAGAUCAUCUUCCCACCGGAGCUGAUGUCCCUGUGUAAAGGCCAGUCCUCUCAACAGCUGAGGUUCAGAGGAGAGAGGGUUCUGUGGCUCCAGCCAGCUUCUCUGGAUCAACUUCUAGAGCUUAAGACUCAGUACCCCAACGCCAAGAUGGUGGUUGGUAACACGGAAGUCGGUAUUGAGAUGAAGUUUAAGAACCUGUUGUAUCCUGUUAUUCUGGCCCCGGCGUACAUCCCCGAGCUCAACGCCAUACAGCACACUGACGAGGGUAUAGUAUUUGGAGCAUCCUGUUCCCUGACCCUGCUGGGUGAUGUGCUGAAGGAAGCGGUGGGUAAACUGCCCUCCUACCAGACUGAAGUCUUCACCUCUAUACUGGAGCAACUCCGCUGGUUUGCUGGACUACAGAUACGCAACGUGGCAGCCGUUGGAGGUAACAUCAUGACUGCCAGCCCCAUCUCCGACCUCAACCCUGUCUUUAUGGCUGCUGGCUGCAAGCUCACACUCAUGUCCAAAGGUGGUGGUGAGCGUGUGGUUGUGAUGGAUGAGAAGUUCUUCCCAGGUUACAGAAGAACCAUCCUGACACCUGAGGAGGUUCUUCUAUGUGUCCUGAUCCCGUACACCAAGAAGGGUCAGUAUUUUGCUGCCUAUAAGCAGUCUCCUCGUCGUGAGGAUGACAUCAGCAUUGUGACGUCAGGGAUGAGUGUGACAUUCGCCGAGGGGUCAACCGUCGUCAAGCACCUGGCCCUUAGUUACGGAGGGAUGGCUGCUACUACCGUCAUGGCCAAGAACACAGCCAGCAGACUUUUGGGACAACAAUGGGGGGAAGAGCUUCUGCAGGAUGCUUGUUCCUCAUUGGCUGAGGAGAUGACCCUUCACCCCUCUGCGCCGGGUGGCAUGGUGACCUACAGACGAACUCUGACCCUCAGCCUGUUUUACAAGUUUUACCUGACUGUACAACAGAAACUGGCCAGUGAGGGUGCAGAUAUGGAGGGUGUCAGGGCUGACUACAUCAGUGCUACAGAGAUCUACCACCAGACGUCCCCCUCCAGUGUCCAGAUUUUCCAGGCGGUUCCAGACGGUCAGAAGGAGGAGGACGUGGUGGGCCGUCCCAUGAUGCACCUCUCAGCCAUGAAGCAGGCGACGGGCGAGGCGGUUUACUGUGAUGACAUCCCUCUCUACGAGAAUGAACUCUACCUCUGUCUUAUAACCAGCACCAAGGCCCACGCACGCAUACAGUCUAUAGAUACAUCGGAGGCAGAGAGUAUGCCAGGUGUGGUGACGUGUGUGUUUGCCAAGGACAUCCCUGGCAGCAACAUGACAGGACCUAUCAUCUACGAUGAGACUGUCCUCGCUGUUGACACGGUGACCUGUGUGGGCCACAUCAUAGGAGCGGUAGUAGCAGACACUCAGGCUCACGCUCAGAGAGCAGCCAAGGCUGUGAGGAUCACCUACCAAGAACUACAGCCUGUAAUCAUCACCAUACAGGAUGCCAUUACACACCAGUCCUUCUUCCAGCCUGUUAGAACCAUCCAGAGAGGAGACCUGGACCAAGGGUUCACACAGGCUGACCACAUUCUGGAGGGUGAGAUGCAUAUGGGAGGCCAGGAACACUUCUACCUGGAGACCAAUGUUACUGUAGCUGUACCUAGAGGAGAGGAUGGAGAGAUGGAGCUGUUUGUCUCUACUCAGUCUGCUACCAAAACCCAGUCUCUGGUAGCUAAGGCGUUGAGUGUCCCGGCCAGUAGAGUGGUGAUCAGAGUGAAGAGGAUGGGAGGAGGAUUCGGAGGGAAGGAGAGCAGGUCCACCACCCUGUCCACCGUGGUCGCUGUGGCCGCUCAGAAGUUGAAGAGGCCAGUGAGAUGUAUGUUGGAUAGAGAUGAAGACAUGCUGGUGACGGGGGGGCGACACCCCUUCUAUGGACGUUACAAGGUGGGCUUUAUGAAGUCAGGUAAAGUGGUGGCUCUAGAAGUGACCUACUACAACAACGCAGGAAACUCCAUAGACCUCUCUCUCUCAAUCAUGGAGCGUGCGUUGUUCCACAUGGAGAACUCUUACAGCAUCGCUAACAUUAGAGGGCGUGGCUACGUGUGUAAGACACACCUCCCGUCCAACACGGCCUUCCGAGGCUUUGGCGGGCCGCAAGGAAUGCUGAUUGCUGAGAGUUGGAUGAGUGACGUAGCUCUGAGCCUCGGGCUGCCUGCUGAACAGGUGCGUCGUCUGAACAUGUACAUCCAGGGAGAGACGACUCCCUACAGCCAGAUCCUGGAUCACAUCACCCUGGACCGCUGCUGGGACCAAUGUCUGGAGAUAUCAUCCUUCAACCAACGCAGAGCUGGAGUAGAGACAUACAACAGGGACCACCGUUGGACUAAGCGAGGGCUGUCUGUCGUCCCCACCAAGUUCGGCAUCAGCUUCACCGCUCUCUUCCUUAACCAGGCCGGUGCGUUGGCUCAUAUUUACACAGACGGCUCCGUGCUGUUGACUCACGGAGGGACUGAGAUGGGACAGGGUCUACACACCAAGAUGGUACAGGUGGCCAGUAGGACCCUGGGUAUCCCCAGCAGUAAGAUCCACAUCACAGAGACCAGCACCAACACUGUUCCCAACACCAGCCCUACUGCUGCCUCCGCUUCCUCUGACCUCAAUGGAGCCGCUGUGCAUAAUGCGUGUGAGAUCCUACUCCACCGUCUAGAACCCUACAAGACCAAGAAUCCCAAAGGAUGCUGGGAGGACUGGGUGAACACUGCCUACUUUGACCGGGUCAGUCUGUCUGCCAAUGGAUUCUACAAGACUCCAGACCUUGGUUAUGACUUUGAGACCAACACAGGUCGUCCUUUCAACUACUUCAGUUAUGGAGUGGCCUGCUCUGAGGUGGAGAUAGACUGUCUGACCGGCAGCCACAAGAACAUUCAUACGUCCAUCGUCAUUGAUGUGGGGAAUAGUCUGAACCCAGCUCUGGACAUAGGACAGGUAGAGGGGGGCUUUAUGCAGGGUGUGGGUCUGUACACCCUGGAGGAGCUGAAGUAUUCUCCUGAGGGAUACCUGUUCACGCGAGGACCAGGCAUGUACAAGAUCCCCGCCUUUGGAGACAUCCCCACUGACCUCACAGUGUCUCUGCUCCGAGAUGCACCCAACGACAAGGCCAUCUUCUCCUCCAAGGCGGUAGGUGAGCCUCCUCUCUUCCUUGCGGCCUCAGUGUUUUUUGCCAUCAAAGAUGCCAUCACCGCUGCCAGGAAGGAGUCAGGCCUUAGUGGGCCCUUCAGAUUGGACAGCCCGGCCACACCCGAGAGGAUACGCAACACCUGCGAGGACCGCUUCACCAAACUGUGCCCCCCUGCAGAGCCAGGCACCUUCACUCCAUGGGCUGUCGUAGUGUAAGACUAACAGAACUAGAGAGAGAAUACAUGCAGAGGAGAGGAGAGAGAGAGAGAGAGAAGAGGGGAGAGACGGAGGGGGAAAAGAAUAGGAUAGCAAGCAGAGAGAGAGAAGGAUAAUCUGCUCCAAAUUUAUGCCAUUAAAUUCCUUUGUCUCAGUCUGAGGAAACGGCUGUUCUAAUCAGUUUGGAAUGGAAUCAGAACCCUAAUCAGUUUGGAACUCUUACCCCAACGCACACAUGGGUGGAUCUCAGUGUAAAGGGGCUUCAUCUCCUUGUCUCCUGUCUCUCAUCCUUACUGAGCUGAGAACUCAGAACAAUAUAGUGGAUGUUGAGGGUCUGCUUUCACCUGUCCACUAGUUUUAGAUCAGUGAAGAGGAAGAGACUAUUAAGAUGAAGCCCUGAUCUGAAGCCUACCUGGCUAUCAGCACUUUGACCUAGGAAGCAAUCCUAGUUCGGUCCGCCCCCCCCCCCACCAUGGUGCAUUGUGAAAUAGGUAAGGAGGCCACAGAUUCUGAUUGGAGGAAAGUGUCGCUGAGGCCGCGGGAACUGACCAGACCAAUCACACACCACAUACAGUAACUGUUGAGGAUCUUUUUCAAGGGAUGUCAAUCAUUUUCAGACCUCACUGCAUAUCAUAUACAAAUGACCUAUGAUCAAUUCAAUAUCUGUAAUGAUGCCUGUUAUAUACCUUUAUCAAAUAAGUCAACAUCUUGUAUUUGUGUGUAAAAGAGACAAUAUUUGUGUGUUAAAUUUAAUAUAAUUUCCUAAAUGUAUAUUUUAUACAUAUUAAUUUAAUUUGACUUUUACUAGCAGAAAUUGUGAUUUUAUUUAGUGGUUAUGUUGAGUGAUAGAGUUUUAUUGAAAUAAUUUGUUUAAUUUAUUUUAUGUGUAAUCUCAGGUUUUAGUAAAACAGCACCAUCUAGUGGCCGGUAGUGUGUCUGCAGUGCUACUGUUUUCAAUUCAAUUAGUUUAAUACUACUUGACUGACACAGAAUAACUCAAUUACUUCAACUACUUGAUUAGACUGAGACAAAUGAAAAGAGACUAUCAAGCAAUGGUGUAAUUGAAGAAUUUGCUUUAUUUUACAUUUCAAUAAUGUACAGAGUUAGUCUGUUGAAUAAACAUACAUUUCCAAUC